Molecule: messenger RNA, 1354 nt
Organism: Acanthopagrus latus (yellowfin seabream)
Lineage: Eukaryota; Metazoa; Chordata; Actinopteri; Spariformes; Sparidae
Gene: tra2b
Product: transformer 2 beta homolog
Exons: 8
Coding region: 157-1038 (293 amino acids)
Biological process (GO): positive regulation of mRNA splicing, via spliceosome
Cellular component (GO): spliceosomal complex
Molecular function (GO): RNA binding
Source: RefSeq, a predicted model, not a curated record
UUGAGGGAGGGGGAGCUGUCAGCGCCCAACGCUGCUGCUGCUGCUGCACACCGACACCUUAGCAUAGACACACAUGCUGUAGUUAGCUUGUAGCUAGCUGGUUAGCACCGGGGCAUUUAAAACAAAAAUAAUAAGUCUGUCACUUUAAACGUAAAAAUGAGCGAUAGCGGCAAAGGUUACGGCGAGCGGGAGUCUCGCUCUGCAUCCAGGAGCGUGAGUCCACGGGACUCUGGGAAGUCAGCGAGCCGCUCCCCGGCUCGCUCGCCCGCCCGCUCAAAAGAUGGCUCGCGUCACUCCCGCUCUAAAUCUCGGUCCCGGUCCAGGUCAAAAUCUGGGUCCCAUUCCCACCGCGGCUCACGCAGGCACUACAGCCGUUCUCGAUCCCGCUCGAGGUCCUAUCGUCGGAGAUCUCACAGUAGGUCCUACAGUGGGGAGCGCCGGCGCAGGAGCCACAGCCGCUCACCCAUGUCCAACCGCCGCAGGCACAUUGGCAACCGGGACUCUCCCAAUGGUUUGUUGCGUCUGCAGGCUAAUCCAGACCCAAACUGUUGCCUGGGAGUGUUUGGCCUGAGCUUGUACACCACAGAGAGGGAUCUGAGGGAAGUCUUUUCUAAAUAUGGCCCCCUGUCGGAUGUCUCGAUUGUGUAUGACCAGCAGUCGAGGCGAUCCAGGGGCUUUGCUUUCGUUUACUUUGAGAACAAAGAUGACGCUAAAGAGGCAAAGGAACGAGCCAACGGCAUGGAGCUGGACGGACGAAGGAUCAGGGUGGACUUCUCCAUCACAAAAAGACCUCACACCCCAACCCCUGGAAUCUACAUGGGCCGGCCCACGUAUGGCGGAGGCGGUCCCAGCGGUCCUCGACGCUAUUCGCGCGACUACGACCGCGGAUAUGACCGCGGAUACGACAGAGGCGGCUACGAUCGCUAUGAUGACAGAGACUACUACAGAUCAUACAGAAGGCGAUCUCCUUCACCGUACUACCGAGGGGCUUACAGGUCACGGUCCAGGUCACGAUCUUAUUCUCCCCGUCGUUACUGAGCGUUGCUGUCCACCCCAUCGUCUUUCCAAGCACACACGGGAAAUGUUUCUGAGUGGUAUGAGUGAUUUCAGAAUAGAUCUUCUUUCUUCUGUUUGCUAGUGUUCAUGAGCAGUAAAUGUAUACCGAGCACAGGUGUGAGGCUGCGUCGCUGGCAUGAUUUAAGUGGUCCUUUCAUGUUCUUAAUUUUAAAUGUACCGGCAACAUCUGCCAUAAAUUAUAUAUUGAUUUGUUCGUUGUUGGGUUUUUUUGGUUUUUUUUGUAAACUGAGUGCAAAUCCCAUCUUUGAACAGAUUAAAACGAAGAUGCAUUUUUUCA